Hippopotamus amphibius kiboko is the source of this 4809-nucleotide messenger RNA. RefSeq names its product LIM domain binding 1 (gene LDB1). NCBI's taxonomy places the organism in Eukaryota, Metazoa, Chordata, Mammalia, Artiodactyla, Hippopotamidae. The record is from RefSeq and is a predicted model, not a curated record. The transcript is spliced from 11 exons. Bases 2736 to 3863 code for a protein of 375 amino acids. Gene Ontology annotation, molecular function: LIM domain binding. Gene Ontology annotation, cellular component: nucleus; transcription regulator complex. Gene Ontology annotation, biological process: negative regulation of transcription by RNA polymerase II; nervous system development; positive regulation of transcription by RNA polymerase II.
CUCUCUUUAGUUAGACCUCUUCUGCCGCUGUGCAAGUGGGAGAAUUAAGUCAGAACUGAGAGAGGAGCCGACUUGCUAGAGAAGGGGAACUAGAGAGGGCCUGUUUUGAAUGACAUGCCAGAGUCUGGAUACAUCUUGGUAUUUAGGGGCCCUUCUCCCUGAAGUUUGAGGAGACAGAUUGGGUGGGGUUCUGCAUUCUGAACUGGAGGCAGAAGUCAUAGCACACACCCAUCUCCCCUCCCCAAGUAGACAGUCAUCUGGGGCCUGGAGUGACCAUUCCUUGGAGGGGGCAGGGAGUAGGAAUGGCUGCAGUGCCCCAGGGCUGGGCUUGUGUGAGUGGGGUUAGAACCAAGGUUCCAGCCUCAGGCCCUCCUGUCUCACUGUAAUCUGUUCAAGUUUUUACGGUAAUAUUUGGCCCUGGAUGCUCCCUGUGAAUGCGCUUUGGCAAGUUUAAAGGCACGAAACAAAUGACAAGACUUGUCCUGUCAGUGGGGGAGGAAUGUAGUUAUCCCAGAGUUGAGCUGUAAAUUUGGGAAUCAAGGCAAGUGUCUCAAGUCCUGGUGGUAGGCAGUAUGAUGGUGGACAUUCUGGCUAUAUAGUAUAGAUUUUGAUAUGUUUAUGAAAGCCAGGGUGUAUCAUAUGGCCAGGCCAUGAUGGAGAAUGGUGUGCAGAUUUCAGAGAGGGUGGGGUUAGUCCUUGGGUAACAAAUGGUCAGGGUGUGUGUGUAGCAGUCUGUCGAAGGUUCAGGAGGUAUAAUGCAAUUUUGGGGUGUGUCUUGGGACUGGGGCCUGGGUGUCACAGGUCCCAGUGUGUAUGGAAGUCAAGGUCUGACAUAGGCUGUAUAUGUGUGUGUGUCCUGGGUUUGGGUUUAUUCAGGGCUUGAGGUAUAUCACAGGUUGAAGUGUGUAUCAGGUACGGAUUUAUGUGAAAGUGAGAUGUGUUAUUUAUGUGUGAAGGAUAUUCACAAAGCCAGAUGCAAUAGUAUUAUUAUUGCACAGUCAACUGGUGUGUAUGUCAUGAGAAAUCCUGUUGUGGGGCUGUGUGUGAAUAUGGUUGGGGUGAGUGGGAAGGGAAUAGAAAGCUGAGACUCAAAUUGCAAAGAAGUAGGAAGUCCUUACUACCCCCACCCCUUGUGAGUGCGUGUGUGUGUGUGUGUGUGUGUGUGUGUGUCUGUGUGUCUGUGUGUGUGUCUGUGUGUUUCUGUCCAGAUGAUAAGUCCUGGACCACUACCCAAGUUUUAGAAACACCCCUCUCUUGGGAUACCCCCCUUACAUUGGAGAACAGGUUCCUACCUGGUAACCAUAUACCUUUUUUUCCUGAGGUUUAGGGGGAGGACUCAACAGCAGACUAGACCCCUUCUGGGGACCCUCAGAUGGGCAAGUUUGUCUUCCUUAGCUCUAAUAGAGCCCUUUUCCCCUGCACCCACGUGUCUCCAGUGGUGGGGGUGGGGGGAGGGGGGCUUCCUGCCAAGGCAGAUCUGAGUCUGCAUUUGGAACUUAGCUAGGAUGGGGGUAGGGAACCCGGAGUGUCCCCCUCCCUCCAAUCCGUGUUUACAAACUGAAGUCUGAGUGUGUCUCUGUCAAAAAUAACCCCCUGGAGCCUCCCCCCAGCUGCUCUGGGAUUUUACCAGCCAAGGGUGGCUGCCCAGGCCAGCCUUCAACCUGAGAGAGAGAUCAGUAGGGAGAGGAAGAGAGAUUUGGGGAUGUUUGGGAGGCCCUUAGAAGAUACUGGGAGUCUCUAGAGAGGACAGUGCCUUCUUCCAUUCCUGCCUGUGGCUUUGGCUCCCCAGCUCACCCUUGAGCACCCCACUUAGGGCUUGGGGGUGGCAUUCCAGUUCCUGGCCCCCACAGGCCUGCGCUCCAUCCAGGUCUCUCCAGACCCAUUCAGUUACGUCUCCAUCUCUCCAUCUCGUCCCCUGUCUCCCCCAGUCUCUGUCUCUCUUUUGUUUUUCUCAGCAGUCCUCCCUGCCUGCCUCCCUCGCUCUCUCCCUCCCUCUCUCCCUCUUCCUCUUUCCUCGCAGGGAGGGGGCGGGGCCGGUGGGGGCAGCUCCACCCUCCGCCCGCCCUGGGGCCUCAUUCUGAGAGAGGCUCGGAGAGAGCGAGUGGGGAGGGAGAGAAAGGGAGAAAAGGAAGGGAGCCGGCGGGUGCUGCGUGUGUCUGUGCGUGUGCAAGUGUGAGUGAGUGUGAGUGCCGGGCCCUACCUCUGCUGGUGCCCCGGCGGAGGGGCCUGCUGGCCUGGGGAGGGCGGGCGGGCUGCUUGGAGGCAGAGGCAGAGGCGGCGGCGGGGAGAGCCGAGGAGGAGGAGGAGGAGAGGAAAGAGCGGAGCAGCCAUUGUUGAGGGAAACCUUGCAAACAAAGAAGGCUUCGGACUCCCCGCGGCCCCCCGCCCCCCAGGCCGGCCCCCUGGCCCCCGGUCCCCGGCCCACUGGCCAUUGUAACUUUCCCCCGGGGCUGUGGCCGCCGCGGGGCGGGCCGAGGCCGUGCGUGCGAGUCUUUGUGCAGCCCGCGGAGUGGAGCUCCCCGCCAGGCCUGCCUGUCCCACUCGGGACAUGAGAGGCUGAAGUUGGCCCCCCCUCAGUCCUCACCCCUGCCAGGGCCCCUCUGGGCUCCCAGCCGCUCCCCGCACCUCUCCUGGCCCCCUCAGUUCUCCCAGGUUGUUCCUCAAAGUCAUUCAAGCUGUACUCGCCGAAGGAGCCUCCGAACGGCAACGCCUUCCCCCCCUUCCAUCCCGGCACCAUGCUAGAUCGGGAUGUGGGUCCAACUCCCAUGUACCCGCCUACAUACCUGGAGCCUGGGAUUGGGAGGCACACACCAUAUGGCAACCAAACUGAUUACAGAAUAUUCGAGCUUAACAAACGGCUUCAAAACUGGACAGAGGAGUGUGACAAUCUCUGGUGGGAUGCUUUCACAACUGAGUUCUUUGAGGAUGAUGCCAUGUUAACCAUCACUUUCUGCCUGGAGGAUGGACCAAAGAGAUACACCAUUGGCCGGACCCUGAUCCCACGCUACUUCCGCAGCAUCUUUGAGGGGGGUGCUACGGAGCUCUACUAUGUGCUUAAGCACCCCAAGGAGGCAUUCCACAGCAACUUUGUUUCCCUCGACUGUGACCAGGGCAGCAUGGUGACCCAGCAUGGCAAACCUAUGUUCACCCAGGUGUGUGUGGAGGGCCGGUUGUACCUGGAGUUCAUGUUUGACGACAUGAUGAGGAUAAAAACGUGGCACUUCAGCAUCCGGCAGCACCGAGAGCUCAUCCCCCGCAGCAUCCUUGCCAUGCAUGCCCAGGACCCCCAAAUGUUGGAUCAGCUCUCCAAAAACAUCACCCGGUGUGGGCUGUCCAAUUCCACUCUCAACUACCUCCGACUCUGUGUGAUACUCGAGCCCAUGCAGGAGCUCAUGUCCCGCCACAAGACCUACAGCCUCAGCCCCCGUGACUGCCUCAAGACCUGCCUCUUCCAGAAGUGGCAGCGAAUGGUAGCACCCCCUGCGGAGCCUGCACGGCAGCAGCCCAGCAAACGGCGGAAACGGAAGAUGUCAGGGGGCAGCACCAUGAGCUCGGGCGGUGGCAACACCAACAACAGCAACAGCAAGAAGAAAAGCCCAGCCAGCACCUUCGCCCUCUCCAGCCAGGUACCUGAUGUGAUGGUGGUGGGGGAGCCCACCCUGAUGGGCGGGGAGUUCGGGGACGAGGACGAGAGGCUCAUCACCCGGCUGGAGAACACCCAGUUUGACGCGGCCAACGGCAUUGACGACGAGGACAGCUUUAACAACUCCCCUGCCCUGGGCGCCAACAGCCCCUGGAACAGCAAGCCUCCAUCCAGCCAAGAAAGCAAAUCGGAGAACCCCACGUCACAGGCCUCCCAGUAAAGGCCUCACCACGGCCACCUAGUGCUCUGCCUGCCCGCCCAACCCUUCGAAGCCCCAGGGAGCAGAAGACAGAAUGAAGAGACUGAGCAUCUAAAAUGGGCAGCCUCAUCCACCCACUUCAGGGAGGAACUGGACUCACUGGGGGCAGGUGCCGAGAUGUGCCCCCCAGUGGCCCUGGGCUGGGGCUGCAGAGCCUUUUGGGGGAAGGGGUUACUCAUGUGGAUGCCUGUGUGGACCCUGGGCCUCUGAGAAAUGUCCUGACCACCCCCAGGGCAUUUGCCUCCAUCCUUACCCCAGGUUCUGGGUUCCCCCAUCCUCCUGACUCCACCCCUUGAAGCCUGGGGUUGUCUAUACCCACAGCCCUUAGGGACUUAAAAUUAUGGGGGUUGGUUGAAUGCCCCUCCCCCAAGCCCUCCCCUUAGGUGGCUGGUAGUAGAGGGGUGAAGCUCUGGCUCCUCCCUUCUGCCACCUAUGCCAGCUCCAAGUUUUUUAAAAAAUAAUAUUAUUAAAAAUGUAAGUUUAAAAAAAAAAGUCACUCAUGUCCCCCCUCUUCCCCUUAUUAAAGGUCCAGCUACCUCCCUACGCCUGGCAGAUGGGGAGCUUAGGGCCCAUGUGGAGGUAGGGGGGUAUGCGUUACCAUUUUAUACAGUUUGAGAGCUUCAGACCAAGGAGACACUUUGCCAUCUCUCUUCCCUUUUCCUCUGGGGUGACUGGAGCUGGGGAAGGCUUGCCGUGGGGAAGGGGGCCGUUGAUGGCCUCACUUUGUGACAACCCCCUGCUGUUGUCUCUGUCUCCCCAUCGUCUAGGACUCUGGCCUGCCCUCCUAGUGCUUGUGACUCCUUCUGUCCCAGCCCCCAACCCCCUCCCUCCACGGUGUGUAUAUUCUUUACAGGUCCUCCACUAGAGCAGCUGUCUUGGAUGGGGGGAGGGGGAGGCGCUCUCCCUU